Penicillium antarcticum is the source of this 1938-nucleotide messenger RNA. RefSeq names its product arylsulfotransferase family protein. The record is from RefSeq and is a predicted model, not a curated record. NCBI's taxonomy places the organism in Eukaryota, Fungi, Ascomycota, Eurotiomycetes, Eurotiales, Aspergillaceae. The transcript is spliced from 2 exons. The coding region runs from base 1 to 1938 and encodes 645 amino acids.
AUGCUACCCCGGCACACGGUACUUCUACACUUUUUGUCAUUCUUACUCUUCUUAGCAUUCACAAAUGCGGAUAUAAAGCCCUACUACCGUUCCAGCAGCUAUGACCGCGAACACUACGGCGCAUGGCCCCUACAGAACUACCACUCAUCAUCACUCUCCGGCCCAAUUUUGAACUACUGGCAUCGCAGUCGAGCCUGUGAAGAUGGGGGAUAUACACUUAUCGCCCCGCGUGGUGAUUCAGUUAGACACAAAGGGCCGAUGAUGCUAGAUCAAAAUGGAGAUCUAGUUUGGUUCAAGGAAUACGGAACGACGUACAAUCUGAAUAUCCACACUUUUCGCGGGGAAGAUUAUCUAACGUUCUGGACUGGAAAUGAUGGGAUUCGUGGACAUGGUAAUGGAGUUUACUACAUGCUCAAUUCGCGCUACGAGGAAACAUACAAAGUCCGCGGUGUCAAUGGCCUCCCUGCAGACCUGCAUGAAUUUAACAUCACACCCGACGAAACGGCUGUUUUCGCUGUAUAUGAAACCCGGCCCGCAGACUUGCGUGUUGUCGGUGGUCCCGAGAACGGGUGGAUUUUCGACGGCGUCUUCCAAGAAGUCGAUAUUGAGACGAACGAGCUCUUGUUCCAAUGGCGCGCAUCCGAGCAUUUCAACCUGGAUGAUGGUUACCGCGGAACUGAAGGCAAUGGAAACUCAGAGGAUGCCCCAUGGGACUUUUUCCAUAUCAACAGCAUUGACAAGGAUGCACGAGGCAACUUCUUAAUUUCCUCACGGUAUAUGGGCUGUCUCACUUAUAUAGACGGAAAGACCGGCGAUGUAAUCUGGAGAUUUGGUGGAAAGCACAAUUCUUUCGCUGAUCUAUCAGAUGGCGCGGCGACGAAUAUCAGCUGGCAGCAUCAUGCUCGGUUCCGGGACGACGAUCCAGACGCAGACUCGGAGUCAGACGAUUACCCGAAGCGAGCAAUUACUAUUUUCGACAACUCAUCUCGAGGAAAAGGUGCCCCGGAGAACAGAAGUCGUGGAUUAUUUGUCGAUAUCGAUGAAAGAAAUCUCACAGCUAGUGUCAGACAUGAGUACUGGAAUCCACUGCCCAUCAGUAGCCAGUCACAGGGUUCAGUGCAGAUCCUCGACAAUGGAAACGUGCUACUUGGAUAUGGCUUCGACGCAGCGUGGACAGAGUUCUCCAUGGACGGAGAAGUGCUAUGUGACGUCCAUUUCGGACCUUCUGGCGGUUUUGGUGAUGGAAACAUCAUUUCGUACCGCGUCUUCAAACAUCACUGGGUUGGAAGACCGACUUCAUCCCCUGAUGCAGCAUUCGCAGAGACAUAUGUCGCAGUCAGCUGGAAUGGAGCUACGGAGGUGAAGAGCUGGGUACUGGAGGGAUCUGUUGAUACAAGGAAUGGAACUGAUGGGGAUGAGUUCAAUGAUUGGAAGAUACAGCACCCUGAGCAUCUUGAAGAUUUUGUGUUCAUCUCUGCUGUUCCCAAGUCUGGAUUUGAGACUGUUGUCCCCGUUCCUUCGGAUAUGCCAUACCGAACCCUGCGUGUUGUUGCGCUUGGGGAUGAAGGUAAAUUCUUGGGUAUGACUGCUACCGUGGAAUGGAAACCUGAGGAAUUUAGCAAGGAGAUCUUGGUUGUUCAUGGUGAUGAGGAUGAUCUUAUGACCGAGUCUGGUAUUGGGGACUUUUUUAUGUUUGUACUUGGGUUUAUAUCUGCUGCGUUUGUUGUGUUAUGCGCAUGGCUCAUCAGGACUCGUGUCCAGAGUGUUUCAUUUGGACGAAUCUUCAGAAAAAGGACCGAAAAAGAGGCCCAACAUGAGGAGUGGAUGUCUCUCAGUACUCAGGAGCUGAACGAGCUGGACGAGUUGAGUGAUUUGGAGGCUGGAGACCAGCCCGAGUCUCACCUCUUGCAAGAAGGAGACAAACAUGGUAUACUGUGA